AUGUCUUUCACGGAGACAGUUAAAUUCAAAUUAUACUUGGAAUACUACUUAUACAAUCGAACUGAUGGGACUAUCACGGUACAAUGGGAUGCGCCAGACGGUUAUCUUAUCAUUGAUCGUAUGUUAGAUUUCUCGGAACUUGUUGAUAAGGAUAUUGGUGCCGGCACUAGUGGUGGUAGAACGAUUGAAGACAAUGAAGAUGGAGAUGAAGAUGGAGAUGAAGAUGAAGAUAAAGAUGAAGAUAAAGAUGAAGAUGCAGAUGAAGAUGAAGAUGAAGAUGUCAGGGGUGUCGAAAGCAGUGAUGAUGAGUACGUCCCAUCGGAUGAGGACUCAGAUGACGACACUGAUUUUGAGUCAUCUUCUUCAGUCCCAUAUGUUUUCGACGACAUAAGUGGAUGGGACAAGACUUUAGAGGAAGUAGAAAACGAUGGAAUUAAAAUGUGGGAUGGCAAUCCGUUGACGCUAGGCCUUGAUAUACAUUUCGCCAACAAGCCUGAGGCACAAGCGGCAGUGGGAGAAUGGAACUUGGUACAUGGUCGGACUUUCCGGUUAAAAACGAGCUCUAAACGAACAUGGUGGUCCCGCGAGAAAAAAGUUCAAGGUAUCACGCGGUUCAAUUUGGCCGCGUACCGGGAUCAGCUUGCAGUUCUCGCAGAGUCUGAUUUUGUAUGGAUGCCGUACACGACUCUUUUGGGUCGUAUUGCCAGGGUUUGUCUUGUGGGACAGGGCAUAUGGCGAUCUCAGACAUGGCUCAUCUGCGGUGAUGUCGUUGCGCCACACAACCCCAGUAGGGUAUUUCGCCAAUUUGGUUAUCACCAGCGGAUACCCGGCGACGCAUUACUUCUCACUGCGGCGGAAAUUACUAGCUUGCUCAAGAGGAAGCCGUUUGGAGGAUCCGAUAGGAGAUGGUUACAACAACUAGGGAUAUAUCUCCAGGUUUGGAAUGAUCGCCACGGCCAAGUUGUGGGGACUGAUGAUGAUUAUGUUGGCGAGCCUUCCGCAGAUCCGGAGUAUCUCUUGUGGUACCAUCAGGUUACUGUGAAGUAUGUUACGGAUCCGACGGACUCUGAAAAUGCGAGGGGUUUUCACGGUUCUGCAGAGACCUUGCGCCUCAUGGCCACAUUAAUGGAGGACGUUCGUAGUCUGAGUAUUAUAGGUCAGCAUACUUUCGACGCGGACUCCUUUGGUUAUGAUCGCUUAGGCGAGAUUGCCCAGGUUGCUGAGCGGGCGUUGUCCGUCAAUGCAACAAAUGUUGUACGUCACGAUCUCGAUAGGCAUAUUGAGGUUCAUGACAUUUUGAGUCAAGAACUUGCACCUGUAGACCCGACCCAGCAACAUCCACCACCCAGACCUCCGAGGCGUUCGCGCAGGUCUCAGCGUGGGCGUGGGGGGCAAGAGACAAUUACAUCAUCUCAGCCACAUCAGUCCUCCCAGCAUGAGCAGUCUCAUAUUCCCUUCACCGGCGGUUCAUCCCAUCGGUCUCCACAUCGCUCCACUCCAUUCUCGACAACAUUCAGCCCAUCGGUCUCCACAUCAUUCAUCCCAUCAGUCUCCACAUCAUUCUUCGCCGACCCAACAGGCGUUUUACCGUCCGAUUAUGUCUCCCAGCACCAAGAAGUCAAUUUUUCCUUCACUCGGUUUUCUCCCCGACUUCUCGGCGUCGGUUUGGAGAUUCUUUUAUUGACUUUUCUGGGUUUCAGCAGAAGUGAGGAUGAGGAUGAGGCUGAGGAUGCAGACCAGGAUGAUCAGUUUGAGGGUCAAGGUUAUCAGCGCCAUGAGGAGCAGGGAUCGAGUCAGACUCUAGGGACUCCACCGUUGGCUGUCUCUUGCAACAGCCUUCGACAUCUCAAUUCAUCAGGAACAGAGCCUGGCAUUGCUUCACAAGAUUGGAUGGAACGACACAGUAAGGAGGAGAUCAUCAUGAUGGAUACCAAUUACAGAGGAGAUGUGUUGGAUGUUGGCCCGGUUGAAGUGCCGCCUGGGAAAGGGAUUUGCGGUGUCCUAAUUGAAGAUUCAAUGGCGGAACGAAUGAAACAGCUACGGAAAGAAGCACAGAAACUCAAGGAUGAGAUAUCACCUCUUGAGGGAUCUGGUAAUCGCCAUGCAGUUACGCACAAUCUAUAUGCUGAACAUCGUAUAGAAAAAGAGAAAAACUUAAAGAAACAGAAAAAUGUACAUCCUACCUUUGCUCCACCUGGUGAGUCGGCGAAUGUAGAUGAUGAUGAUGAGAUUGAGGGAGAGGAAGAACAAGAGGAGGAUAGUUUUGAGAGUGGAGGAGGGGGGGGGGAAGGGACGAUGUGGAUGAGGAGGAUGAGUCAGACGAGUAUUCCUCACCUGAGAGGAGGGAUAUACAUUUUGGAGACUAGUCAGUCUCAUCCCCGUUUUGGUGGUGCCUCCAUUGGUGUCUCUAGCCGUCCUGAGGCAGCUGCGAUGUCAUCAUGUACUAGUAGACGGUCUAAGGUUUCUAACGAAGAAAUUGAUGAUUGGGUUUUGACGGACGACGUACCUGGCGGGCCAUGUGAUGGGCAUGGAUAUAUGAAUAUUUUCCAUGCUUCCAGCCCUAGAAGAGGCGGGGACGUCGAGGUGUUGAUGGUUGGCCCAGAGCCUGAGACUGGACACCAGUUAGCUAUAAGGGCCCAAAGCCUAUUCAGAGUCGACUCUAGCAGAUUCAUGUGCAACUUGAUGCGAUGA
Oldenlandia corymbosa var. corymbosa is the source of this 2691-nucleotide messenger RNA. Lineage: Eukaryota; Viridiplantae; Streptophyta; Magnoliopsida; Gentianales; Rubiaceae. The record is from the annotation of a GenBank genome assembly.